AUGAUUAUCUACAAGUGUUCCGUCCGAGCAGUCCACCCCAAGUAUGCUAUCGACCUUGUCAUUGCAUGUGCCCCGUUCAUCGUCAUCAUCGCCGCCGACUCCCCACCUCACAUCCGGCACAUCCGGCACAUCCGGCAGCGCCUCGGACCCAACCGUCGAGCCUCAAACCGUGGCUCGAGCGGGAUCGACGUCUCCCUGACCGACGAUCACUUCAACGUGGGGCAGAAGAGGCUGUUAUUCCUGGCACGGGCCUUGGUUCGGGCCGCUGGCACAGAAAAUCAGCCGCGAGGAUUCUGCCAACAGCGCGAGCAUCACCAUUGUGCGUCCGAUAUCCGCGGUCUUGGAUACGGACCGAGGGAGGUGGUCGAGUUGGCGGCGCCAAGCGAUUGGCUCGCGCGCGAUCCUCCCAUUUACCUAGUUCCAUUCUCUACUACUACAGACCGCGUUGUUGCUUCUGCUUCUGGACAAAAUUCCUAUCUCUCACGAGUAAGACAAUAG
Aspergillus novofumigatus IBT 16806 is the source of this 498-nucleotide messenger RNA. RefSeq lists its product as uncharacterized. Lineage: Eukaryota; Fungi; Ascomycota; Eurotiomycetes; Eurotiales; Aspergillaceae. The record is from RefSeq and is a predicted model, not a curated record. The coding region runs from base 1 to 498 and encodes 165 amino acids. The transcript is spliced from 5 exons.